Molecule: messenger RNA, 1572 nt
Organism: Nelumbo nucifera (sacred lotus)
Lineage: Eukaryota; Viridiplantae; Streptophyta; Magnoliopsida; Proteales; Nelumbonaceae
Product: putative BOI-related E3 ubiquitin-protein ligase 2
Molecular function (GO): ubiquitin-protein transferase activity
Source: RefSeq, a predicted model, not a curated record
UUAUGCUCUCUCUCUCUCUCUCUCUUUCUCUCUCUUCAGACUUUUCUUUCUCUAGUUAUCAAUUAAACUAAGCUUAGAUAAUUUCGAUUGUGGACUCUAUUGCCAACGUAAAUAUUAUUAUUGUAAGUACCCUAUAAAUAGGAGAUCGAUAUGUUCCUUUUACACCCUUUCUUUUGCUUUUUGUUUUCUUCCUCCCACAAUCAAAUCAAGAGAGCAAAUUCAUGUUCGGUUUGGAAGACAGAAAUCACGCGCCUCUUCUGAUCUAACAACAUCUAACCAGCUUCCUCUCCUCCUUCUUUGGUAGUUCAGGAGUUUGUGUGUGUGCUUGUUGCUCGACGUUAGUUCUGGUUAUGGCCGUUCAAGCUCAGUAUUUGGGGAAUCCUGGCUUUUAUUGGUAUGGCUCACAGGAAUGGAUGGAUACCAAUGGUGGGUUUUGUGAUUUUUAUCUCAAUCUCCAACAACAACAACAACAGCAACAACAACCGCAGCAGAUGCAGCAGCAGCAGCUACGGAAUCAACAGAGAGAUCAAAAUCAGUGUUUUGGUAACAGUGAAAUGGAGUAUUCUUCCAUGGCAUUUUCUCGAUCGUUAAGGGGUCAGAUUGAGAAACAGAAGGAGGAGAUCGAUCGUUUUAUCCAGUUUCAGAACGAGAGACUGAGAUCGACUCUACAAGAACAAAGGAAACAACAACUGGCAAUCCUAUUAAGGAGAAUCGAAUCGAAAACGCAGAGUUUACUGAGACAGAAGGACGAAUACAUAGCAAGAGCGGCCAAAAAGACAAUGGAACUCGAAGAUUGCUUGAAGAGAGUGGAGAUGGAGAACCAAGCAUGGCAGAGAGUCGCCAGAGAGAACGAAGCCAUCGUUUUAGCUCUCAGCAAUACUCUUGAACAGUUAAGAGAGAACGUCUGUUGCUUUUCCUCCGGAGCCGAAGACGCCGAGUCUUGUUGCGAGGUGGAUAGAGCGUUCAGCAACAGAGGAGGAGCGGCAGCAAGAGACAGAGAGGAAGAGGCGGGAAGAGAAAUCGGAACUGAAGGGGAAGAACAAACGAAAAAGAUGGCUUGCAAGGCCUGUAAUUCUCGAGUUUCGUGCGUUCUUUUUCUUCCUUGCAGGCAUCUCUGUUCGUGCAAGCCCUGUGAAGGCUUCCUCGAUUCCUGUCCUGUCUGUAAAUCUCCAAAGAAGGCAAGCGUAGAGGUGUUCAUGCUCUGAGUGGAAAAAACAAAGCACGAAAAAAAAAAUUACUUUAGACGGUAGGAAAAAGAAAUGCAAAUUUUUGAUAUUGGAUGAACUGCUCUCGGAUUCAUCUGUACUUGAACAACCCAUCAAAGAUCAAAACUCGAAGACUUAAUUACGAAAAACAGAGCAUAAUUUCCUUUCUCGGACAAUUUAUUUUUUUCCUUUUAUAGAUUUUAAGUUUGUUUUUCCGGCUGUGUUCCAGUUCUUUUUUUUUACUUCUUUCAUUGAUUUGAUUCGUCGUUCUCAGCUUUUGGAAGUUUUCAUAUGCCGCAGCAUCAGCGGCAGCUGCAGUGGCGUGCUGUAUUGAAUUGACAGAAGAAAAUAAUGAAACGGUAAGGGG